Molecule: messenger RNA, 2049 nt
Organism: Xenia sp. Carnegie-2017
Lineage: Eukaryota; Metazoa; Cnidaria; Anthozoa; Malacalcyonacea; Xeniidae
Product: alternative oxidase, mitochondrial-like
Exons: 10
Coding region: 567-1604 (345 amino acids)
Biological process (GO): alternative respiration
Cellular component (GO): mitochondrion
Molecular function (GO): alternative oxidase activity
Source: RefSeq, a predicted model, not a curated record
AUUCAUUUGUAUGACUUUAAAGGAUGGAAAACAGGUAAACGCGUGCAUUAGUCGUGUGCACUAGUCGUGUGUAGCUUGACCACUAUAUCCACAAUUAUUUUCAUUAAUUUUGCCAAAGUACAUUAUAUAAAUCAUAAAAUAACAUAUUAAUGACAUUAUAUUACAAGGCAAGCGACAUCGGAUGACAGAUAUCAAAAGGUUUUUAUCCCUAUAAGUAUAAUAGUCACAAAAUUACAACAUAUUGCUUCGGUUAUCGGUAAAAUAGUCGAAACUUCGGAUAAAAUCGGGUAUAUAUUUAACAAAAUAGGUUGAAAAAUAGAAAGAACUUUGAAUGACUGGUUGAAUAUUGCCAACAUUAGAAUGGCGUUUGGUUUUAAAGAAAUAUACAUGUCAUCUUGCACGUUUUAAUUCUUCAAAUAGCAAAGCUGAUGUAAUUUCAAUUUUAAACGACGUCAUCCAUCUACGUACUUAAAAAUGUGUUCAAAUAUGCAGAAAAAGUUAUAUACAAACAUUUCUCUGUGUGAAAAGAGGUUAGAGUUUUGUAUCAAAAUACUUCAUUCAAAAUAAUGUAUUUUUCAAAAUGUGCUAAGUUAUUCCAGUGGCAUGGUGCUGGAACGCUUUCAAAUGUUAAAAUGGCAACUGCAACAAGGAAUGUUGCCAUACUUUCUAUGAAUCCAGGGGACACGCUUGUACAGCAACUCUCCUUCAGUGGACCAAGAUCAAAACGUCUGACUCCAUUAUGUACGAAGAAAUGCUUGUGUACAAGUUGUUAUCUCACAAGCAAUGGAGAAGUUAAGAGUGCGCCUGUGCAUUUUAAAGAAUCAAUUGCUGAACAUCCUCUUUCUGAUGUUGAAAAAAUGAAAGAAAUCAUCCGAAAGUCUAAGGACUACGUUCUUCCUCAUCCAAUAUGGACAGACAAAGAUUUACAAUCAGUUGCUAUAACACAUGAAGAACCAGAAGGAAGAGUUGAUAAGCUUGCUUACUUCACCGUUCAAGCUUUACGACUUUCGUUUGAUGGGAUUUCCAUGUACAAAAUUGGCAAAAUGACAGAAAGCAAAUGGCUUACACGAAUUAUUCUCCUGGAGACUGUAGCUGGCGUACCAGGUAUGGUUGGCGCUAUGACCAGACAUUUUCAUUCUUUGCGACGUAUGAGAAGAGAUCAUGGUUGGAUACAUACGUUACUAGAAGAGGCUGAAAAUGAACGCAUGCAUUUAAUGACGGCACUUGAAUUGAAAAAACCGAACAUUUUUUUUCGUGGAAUGGUCUUAAUGAUGCAAGGAGUAUUCGUGAACAUGUUUUUCAUUUCGUACUUGUUGAGUCCAAGAUUUUGCCAUCGUUUUGUUGGCUAUCUUGAAGAAGAAGCAGUAAGGACUUACACCCAUUGUAUUGAGAUGAUGGACUCGGGUGCAUUAGAUGUGUGGAACACAAAACCAGCUCCUUUGAUUGCCAAAAAAUACUGGAGACUUAAGGAUAAUUCUACAAUGCGUGACGUCAUUCUUGCCAUACGGGCAGACGAAGCACAUCAUCGAAAAGUUAAUCAUACUUUUGCAUCCAUGCAUCUGGAUGAACAAAACCCUUUUGAACCAUGGGAAAAAAAAUUAUAACUCCAGUCAUUUAAUUUGAACUAACAACUAUCGUCUUUGAUGUGUCCCUCGAACAUCAAACACGCCAGUAAAAGAAAGUUUAUCGCCUUCCCACCUCAAUCUGCUCAUUGCCAAGCUUUUUAUUACACUUGAAAGGUAGCUUGACACAGGAAAAUACCUUAAUUUAAAUACCAAACUGGUGGCUAUAAAGAAGAUAAUCAAAGAAAGAAGGAAUAAAGUUAACGACCUCAGUCACCUUACAUAAUACAAAUUUUAAAUUAUUCAUUUGUAUGACUUUAAAGGAUGGAAAACAGGUAAACGCGUGCAUUAGUCGUGUGCACUAGUCGUGUGUAGUGAGUUUAACCACUGUAUCCACAUUUACUUUCACUAAUUUUGCCAAAAUACAUUAUAUAAAUCAUAAAAUAACAUAUUAAUGACAUUAUAUUACAAGGCAAACGACAUCGAA